CCUAUACAAUACGCCCACCAAUAAAUGGCUGUUCGAAGUGUCAAAUAGUUAAAUAUCAUUAAAUCUAGAGAGAUGCAUUUCUUUUUUACUUUUAGAAAAUUUAGACCAUUUAGAUUUUAAAAUAGGUUUAAUCAUUGCAUUUUUAACAGUGUUCGCAUUUAUACUUAUAUCCAUUAUAAUUCGAUUAAUAUCCGUGUGGUCGUGUUUUGUGGCAACGAUUUUGUGCAAAAUUGGUACUAUGACAAUGGCCACUAACUUCAAAUCUUAAUAGAAAAUUAAUAAAACCUUGAAAAAAGGAGGUUUGCAUCACAGAAGUUAAAAAGAACCUUCCGAUGCAUUUCUGGAUAGAUAAGCGCAGCCAGUGUGCUUACACCGGCCGUCAUAGAGUACCAUCCUCACUCUCCGCUGGACGGGCCAGGGGCCGCGUGUGCGUGGACGCCGCGCUGGGGGCCCGCAAGGGCAUGGCGGCUCCGGUGCACCGGUUCGCGGCCGUCGACUGUCCCUCGCGCCGCCCUCACCGCACACACCGACAUUACGCGCCUCCGCCGUUACCAGCGGUGCAGGCUCGGAGGCAAGACGAUACCAUGUACGUGGAGGUCGGGUCGGAGCCCCCGCAGCCCACCAUCGCUAGUCUGGCGGCUGCGCGCUCCGUCACCCCCGACACCUUACUGAGGACCGCGGCGCUGGGCCUCCACCACACGCCGAUGGUAGCACCCCACCUCAAGUUCGGAAUGCUGGUAUCGUUCGCGCUAGCCACCGUCUUCCUGGCCGGUGCUAAGUAUUACUUCGAUCGGCAAGUGGUACGCGAGCCUGGUGGCGGGGAGGCUGGGAUGGUGUGCGCGGCCGUCGCGUGCGUGUGCGGGCUGGGCUGCGCCCUCACGCUUUGCCGCUCCAAGCCUCAGCCCCUCGUGCUGCCAGAAAGGGUCUCCUCCACCGCGCAAAGGGACCGACCGCCCCCUCCGGAGCCGUCCGACGAUAUCUCGCUGGGUGCAUUACUGCCUCCGGAACGCGGUGUGAAUUCUGGCGUGAGUCUGGAGUCCCCCGAGGCUCCGCCCCCGUACAAGAUAGCGGUGCUGAUGCCUCCCCGCGAGUCUGCGCCCCCGCCCGCGUACACGGAGCUCAGCUAGCUGCAGCCGCGUCCCUCCAGCGAGCUCAUCAUAUAGGGCUACGCGGCUCCGACACGCGGCUGGUGCUACGGGACGACAUCAUGACGACAAUCCCAACGAUCUUAAUAAAUAUAAUU
Molecule: messenger RNA, 1243 nt
Organism: Bombyx mandarina (wild silkworm)
Lineage: Eukaryota; Metazoa; Arthropoda; Insecta; Lepidoptera; Bombycidae
Source: RefSeq, a predicted model, not a curated record